AUGAAUAAUAAUAACAAGAAUAACAAUUUCAGCAAAAACAACGGCAGCAACAAUGGCAACAAUAACGAAAAUUACAACAACAUCAGAAACAGCUCCGGUGGAAUGGUAGGCAGCAAUUUGAAUGUCCCCUGCAGCAUGGGCGGAAUGAGCAACGUCAACGGGAUGGCCCAGCUGCACAGCAAUAUGAACAAAAUGCAUGGGAAUUUAAAAAACAUGCCUGGUAACCUCAAUAGUUUGGCUAACAGUAUGAAGCACAGCAUGUCUGGCUAUGCGAAUGGCAUGCCCAGCGGUAUGAACAGCAUGCCAGGAAGUAUGAGCAAUAUGCCCGGUGGAAAGCACAGUCUGCCUAGUGGUAUGAACAGCCUGCCUGCUGGAAUGAGCAGCAUGCCAGGCGCAAUGAACACACUGUCGGGGGGGCAUGGCAACAUUAGUAUCAUGCGAAGUGGUGCGAACACCCCAAUGAGUAACAUGAACUCCAAAGUAAACAUAAGCAACACUGGUGUGAAUAUCCAGACGGACAUGAAUUUGAAAAACAGAAUCAAAAUGGUUAACUCCGACAUACCAAGUGCCAGCAGAAAUAUGAAUAACCUUUUCAGCAAAAGUAACAAUAAUCAUCUAAGGGAAAAUGUUAUGAACAAUUUAAACUAUAAUUACAACAAUGUGAAUUAUAACACCAUGAUGAAAAGCAACAUAGAAAUGAAUAAUAAAAUGUUAGGUGCAGAGGGUGUAGGAAAAUCUCCGCAAGAUAGCAAUGGCGCGAAUAAAAAUGCGGAGAAUUUUGCUAAUAUAUAUAAUAGUAACAAAAUGGUCAUGCAAACCAGUGUGAAUAACAAGCACUUUCGAAAUGCUGAUGGGAUUAACAUGAACAGAUUUUACGUGAAUGAUAUGAAGAAUGUGGAGAACAAUAUGAUCCCUUUAAACAACAAAAUGAAAAAUGUAAAAGAUAGUCAAAGCAGCUCUAUGCUCCAAUAUAGGGAAAAAGAAUAUUUAGAAAAUGUUUAUAAAAAUAUGGAUAAAUAUAUGUUAGGUAAAAGCGACAAGGAUAAUUUGUACAUCUCGUCUAAGCAGUUGAGUAGUUUGAACUCUGGGAAUACCCCCAGUGGAGGAGCGUCUGGUAGUGCCAGCGGCAUGAGCAACGGCUCCACCCAUGCGAGAAAUUUGAAAAAUUUAGACGCCCCUCAAAUGUACAAAGCCAUGAGUAUAACCCCGAUGAACGCCAAAAGUGGUAUGAAUAAAGUGUUCACCUUUAGCCCAAAUGAUAAAGGCAGCUUUCACGCAGAAGCCUUGGCCGAAGCGAAGCUCAACAACCAGGUGAAGGACGCAGAUUACAGGCAUAUGAACAAAGCGGUUAAUAUGUUGUUUAACGAGCAGGCGAAUUAUGGUCCUUAUGGCGUCAGUAGCGUCAAUCACCAUGGAACCGACAACGCGGCGGAAACCACCCCCAGCAGUGUAAAACCCUUUUUCGCACCGCCGAACACCCUAUUAGACGCCAAGUCAUACAAGAAAAAUGUGGAAAAUUUAAAGGACCACAAAAGUGGGAAUGAAGACAAACAAGUCAGAUACAACCAUUUAAUCGAAGGGAGUAACCUGAAUAAGGGCCCCAACCCCGAGAACGCUAGCAUGGCUCCAUCGCCAUUUGGAAAUAUUAUCGUCAAGAAUCAGAACAUGAGGACUGGCGAUAUGUCUAAUAGCCCCAUGCCAAAUAGUAACAAUGACGCAAAUACCCUGACCAACCUUGACAACGCGGAGGCGUACAAAUUUCACAUCAAUAAGGAAAGGCUAAAUGCAAAUGAAUCUCCUCAUUUUGCAACCCCAGUGAAUAUCCCAAAGGGUCAUCUAAAAGAUAACAAUAAAGUAAAGAAUACUUCGGCAAAGAAGUACAAGAGUCACAGUAAAAUUAUGAAGCAAGCAGAUCAAGAAAAAAAUAUGACUCCUUCAAUGUGUAAAAUGGACUCAGAUGUAGUACUUAACAAGAAAGAAAAUGAUAAUGCUAAUACUACUACAGGAGCUACUAUAAUUAUGAAUAAAAGUAGAGCUUAUGAAGAAAUGAAAAUGGAUAACAAUGGUGUUCCCCUCGAUAAGUUAGGAAAUAAUUCCGCCCAUUUUAACGGGGACACAUCGAAUGAAAAUAAUAUGAACACGAUCGAUCUAACUGUAGGUACGGGAGGAUCCACCAUCAGCAGUAGCACUCCCUAUAGUACUGGUAUGUACCAAAUGAGUAACGGCAAAAAUGCCAUAAAUGGAAACGAGACAGAUACGCUAGGGCCAUAUAACCAGAAUGCACAAACGGAACAAAAAACCGAUGGGGAGAAUUUGAAAAAAACGGAACAAGUGGAGGAGAAAAAAAGGAAAAAGAAAAGAGAGAAAAAGGAAGAAAAGGGAAAGGAUAAAAAUAAGGAAAUGACUAAGAAUGAGAAAGGAGCAUUAUUCCCCUUUGACCAAAAUGUCAAGGGGGAAAAAAAAAAUAUUGAUUAUAAUAAUUAUAUGUAUAACAUAACUGAGAGCAGCGAACAAGGCGCUUUUAAUAGCACUGCACAGAGCGUUCUGCAGACAACGGAUGGAUACAUGAGCAGCAGAGGGUUCCAUGUAACCUCCGGUGCAAGCAUGAUUAGCAACAUGCAUAUGGACAUGCAAAUGGGUGACCAUAUGAAUGCAUCGCUAAGCGCCUCUCUGAAUGAGUCCCUCAACGCGUCCCUUAAUGCGUCCCUCAACACGUCCCUAAGCUUUCCGGAAGACGUGAAGGACCCAAACCACCUGCACAACAAUAAAAAUUAUUUUUUCCCAAAUUACGACCCCAAUAAAAAUGAAACAAACGUGUUCAUGGACAAGGACAAAAGUAUGCUAAAUAGCAUGGACUUGCUAAAUGAAGACGAUUUGAGGUCAUACAAAAUGAAGAAAAAUUUGAGUGACCUCUACGGUGAAGAGAUAACAGCCCUUUCCCCUGAGCAAAUGGAAAGUGACAGAAAAUUGAUAGCCCUAACCAAACUUUUUGGAGACGUAAUUGACGAAAAUGACAACCUGGGAAGUAGCAAAAUAAGUGACGGAGUGAUGGAAAAUAAACCGUACUCACCAACACCCUCCACCUGCAGAAAUAAUGCCCCACAAAAUUUGGAGCUAUUGAAAAAUAUGUCCCUGGACACUCUGCUAAAUAAUUUAAAUAUUGAUAGAGACGUCCUGGACAUACUGAAGGAAAAAAUAAAUAAUAUUAACAGAAAUAUUAAUUUGACUAUACGCUCUGCUGUUCCUCAUGAACAGCUGACUGAUACAAAAGGAGAAAGACAAAAUUUGGAUUUAGAACAGUUGAUAACUCUCUUUGAUGAUUUUAUAAAUUGGUAUGAAAAUAAUCUAAUUCAAAUAAAACUCCAACUACAGAAUGUGUCUUUCUGCUUGCUGCUGGAAAUUUUUAUACUCAUAUUAACAAACAGUUAUGAACACAUUGCCGAUUUUAAGAAAAAAUAUUUAAAAAAAUUUGCUGCGUACGAACCGGUAACAAAGUUUUUGACCACUUGUGUUAAUGUGAGCCAGAUGUUUGAAAUAGCGCUUAUUCGCUUUAAGGAGAAAAAUGCCAAGCACGUCGUUCACAUGACUAAGCUGGGAAAAAAGUCCCUGUGGCAGUACCUAACCGUGUACGGAGGCAUUUCGCUGUACAAUUUAAUUACUACCAAAAUUAAAAUUGUAGAAAUCAAGGACCAGGAGAGCAAUUUUAACUUCUUCAAUUCAUUCGUUUCGGCCAACUUUCUGUACAACGCAAAAAUGGAUUUUCCAGUUACGUGGUCCUUGCCGUCUAUUUAUUUGACAAAGGAUGAAAGUGUGGAGGACGAAAGCAACAAACCGGGAUGUGAAAAGGACGAAAAUCACUACGUACCCAACGAAAGCAGUGACGCGUUUUAUUACUACAAGCAUAUAUUGAAAGUGCAAAAAAAGAACAGACUGAAGGUGACGAAGAAUAGAAUGCCCAGUAUGCUGUAUUACUGUCUGAACAAUUGUAGCGACAUGACGUGUGCGGAAAUUUCCGGCCUUGAUGGAUCCUUGGUCGCCACGGCCCAUUCGAAUAACAUAAUCAAGUUGUGGAACAUCAAACAGUCCCAAAUCAACAAAAUAAAAAAAAAAAAAAAAAACAUGGAAGAAGAAAAAAUUAAUGAAGUCAAUAUGAACGAUACUAUCACAAGGAGACAUGAAUAUUUAGAAGAAAAUCAUACCACCUCUAUAGACUUAGAUUAUGAUGACGAAAAUGAUGGAAUUUGCAAAUUGUAUGGAAACAUGUUUAAUGUUACGAGCUUACGUUUUGGUGAAUCUAAUAAAAUAUUACUAUCAGGAAAUGUUAAUGGGGAUGUUUAUUUGUACAGCACUAUAAGUAACAAAAAUUAUGUCAAAUAUGUGGGCGGGCACACACCUAUAUGGUCCCUCGACACAGCCUUUUUGGGUUACUUUUUUUGCUCCAGUGAAGAUGAUGGCAAUUUGAGGAUCUACUCCACCAAUAGAACAUACCCCUUUAUUACUUACACGUAUAACUGCCCCGCCAAUGUUUCCAAAUACCACUACAAUAGCACACUUGUGGCUUGUGGAUACUACGACAAUUAUGUACACCUGUACGAUGUCAGAGUAAACUCUUUUAUCAAAAGAUUCAAAAAUAAUUACCCAAGUAACCAGGGAGUUACUUCCUUGAGUUUUUCCAAAAAUGGAAGAUUGCUAUCCUAUGCAGGUGGCUACACAAAUAACAUCAAUUUAAUCGAUUUAGCAAUGGAUAAAUUUAUUGACGUGGAACCCAAAAUGGCUAUUUCAGCGAAGCCUGGUCACAAUAAUACCGAGUAUACACAGAAGUCCAAACCGUUUGACACGGACUUAGAUGCAAAAUUGCUAAGCACAACAAAUGAGGCAACACAAAAUGGCAGGAUUCCAUUUGACACUGAUUUAAACUCGUUUGAGGACAAAAUUUUGAGUAUCGACUUUAGUUACGACAAUAACUUAUUAGUUUCCAUGUCUUGUAAUAACCUCAUUGAUUUUUACAAUUGCUCCAAAGCAUCACAUGAGAUAAAACAUUCAACACAGAAAAAGAAAAUCAAAUUGGAAGAGUCCAAAAGCAAAAGGAACCACCCAUAUGUCAAUCUAUCCAAAUCGUACGGUGUUAACCACUCAAAUUUAAUGUCUGCAAAAUUUACGCCCGAAAAUGUACUCCUGCUCUUUGGCAUAAAUACCUUAAUAUGA
Messenger RNA from Plasmodium fragile, 5205 nucleotides. RefSeq lists its product as uncharacterized. NCBI's taxonomy places the organism in Eukaryota, Apicomplexa, Aconoidasida, Haemosporida, Plasmodiidae. The transcript has 7 exons. Gene Ontology annotation, molecular function: protein binding. Bases 1 to 5205 code for a protein of 1734 amino acids. The record is from RefSeq and is a predicted model, not a curated record.